AUUUUCUUCUUAAAAAAAUCACCCCAAAUUCCAAAAUACUCCCACUUCUCUAAAAAUUCACACUUCCCAAUAUCAAAUCUCUCUUUUUUCCCACUCCAUUUUCAACUAAAUUCUCCCCAACAAAAAAACCUAACUUCCAUCCCUUCUCUUCAUCAGGUUCAUCUCUUUUUAUAUAACCCACCAAAAAUCUUGAUGCUUUUCACAAUUAUAAUUCUCCCUCCACCCCCAUUUUCGUUACACAAUCCCUUAUAAUGGACGAUAUGUACGGAAUUCAUCAUCAGACGAUUGAGGAUUACUCAGAUAAAUCCUUGAUCUCCCCAGAUAACCUCAUCUUACCGUCUGAUUACCAUUCUUUGAUCAUGAAUUCUGGAAACACAACAGCCGUCAGAUUUGGGUCUGAUGAAUUAAUCAACGCUACCUGUUUGUCUGAGUCUGCUUCUGUAACUCCUGAGAUGCAACCUGAUGAUCAUACUUCUAAUUCCAUCAAGAUGAAGAUUGCUUCUCAUCCUCACUAUCCUCGUCUUCUUCAAGCUUACAUAGACUGUCAUAAGGUGGGAGCACCGCCAGAAAUAGCAAAUAUAUUGGAUGAAAUCAAGCAAGAGAGUGAUAUGUAUAGUCAAGAUAUAGGAAGAGGAAGGAGGACAUGCUUAGGAAUGGAUCCUGAACUUGAUGAAUUUAUGGAGACUUAUUGUGAGAUAUUGGACAAAUAUAAGUCAGAUCUUUCAAGACCCUUUGACGAAGCUACAGACUUCUUGAACAAAAUUGAGACUCAACUUAGAAAUCUUUGCAAGGGAGUUUUUGUAAACACUACAUCUGCUGGUGAUUCGGAGACAAUAAGGGAAUCUUCCCAAGAACAAGGCUCGAUUGAAGAGGAAGGCGCUGUAUCAUCGGAUGAGGACUGUAGCGGAGGAGAAAUAGAUGUACAGGAUCCGCAACCGAAGGAUGGAGAACAGGAUCUUAAGAAUCAGCUCCUACGUAGAUUUGGGAGUCAUAUAAGCAGCCUCAAGCUCGAAUUUUCGAAGAAAAAGAAGAAAGGGAAGCUACCUAGAGAAGCUAGACAAAUGCUUUUCGAGUGGUGGAAUGCUCACUAUAAAUGGCCGUAUCCUACUGAAGCCGAUAAGAUUGCACUAGCUGAGAUGACGGGUUUGGAUCAAAGGCAAAUCAACAAUUGGUUCAUAAACCAACGGAAGCGCCAUUGGAAACCAUCUGAGAACAUGCAAUACGCGCUCAUGGAUGGCUUCGCUGGACAAUACUUCACAGACGACUAAGGAGUAAGGACGACCUAAAAUAUAAACGAGACAUUGACAGGCUCAACCCUUGAACUCCACACGAUAAAAUCUUAUUUAUUUUUGUUGCUUAUGCAUAUGUUCUAAUGGCGAUUUAUCCAAGUAUAAGAAAACUGUUUAGGUUCAUUUUGGAUGAAAAGAGGGAAAAUUAUGACCCCCUCCAUCAUUUGCAUUAUCAUUGCAAUGUAAAACUGAACAUAUACUGCUAAUGUAUUUGCAUAAAUGAAAUGGCUAAUUUCAUAUGAAUUUGUUUUC
This is a messenger RNA of Amaranthus tricolor (Joseph's coat), 1541 nucleotides long. RefSeq names its product homeobox protein knotted-1-like 6. Gene Ontology annotation, cellular component: nucleus. The transcript has 6 exons. The record is from RefSeq and is a predicted model, not a curated record. Gene Ontology annotation, biological process: regulation of DNA-templated transcription. Bases 252 to 1268 code for a protein of 338 amino acids. Gene Ontology annotation, molecular function: DNA binding; DNA-binding transcription factor activity, RNA polymerase II-specific. NCBI's taxonomy places the organism in Eukaryota, Viridiplantae, Streptophyta, Magnoliopsida, Caryophyllales, Amaranthaceae.